Vicia villosa (hairy vetch) is the source of this 3961-nucleotide messenger RNA. RefSeq lists its product as uncharacterized. The record is from RefSeq and is a predicted model, not a curated record. Gene Ontology annotation, molecular function: phosphatidylinositol binding. Bases 371 to 3376 code for a protein of 1001 amino acids. Lineage: Eukaryota; Viridiplantae; Streptophyta; Magnoliopsida; Fabales; Fabaceae. The transcript has 13 exons.
AUUAGAUACAUUUUUUUUUUUUGACAGUAGCAGCAUUAGAUACACGAAUGCAUGUAUACGCAUACACAGAAAAAUGAAAUCUGAUUCAUUCCGCGUCAAUAUCACGAUUCAUAAGCGAAAGAGUUCAAGAGAAAACUGACACACACACAAAAAACUCAGAAAAAUCAAACUCUCAAACGCCAUCACCACCAAAAUACCUAAUAUUCAAUUUCAUGCUCCUAUCUUCAAUUUCUGUUCAUCUCAAUCGAUGAUUAUCAUUUCUAUUGAUUCGAAUCGUGUUUUCUCCUAUCAAUGGAGGAGUUGUGGUUUUGAUUGAUUUCAAUUUCGAUUCGUUAUUCCCAAUCUGUGACUUGAUUCCGAGAAUUUCGAGAUGAGCAUGCCGAAACCUAAUCAAGUAGCAGUUAGAGACCUCGUUGAGGAAGCGAAGAAACGGAUUGUGAUUCUCAUCGUUUGCGUUGUUGGACUCUCCUAUCUAAUGUCAUUGACAAGCUCCUCAGUUUGGGUCAACUUGCCUGCUGCAGCUUCCUUAAUUAUCAUUUUCCGUUAUUUAUCACUGGAUUAUGAAAUGAAGAGAAAAGCUGCAGCAUACAACAAUAAAGCAAACUCCACCAGUAUUCAGUCUUCAAAAAAGCCUACCGAAAAUCCUAAAGCAGUUGCAAAAUUUGAGUGGCGAGCAAAAGUGAAUUCUCCUGUUGUUGAGGAUGCAAUUGAUCACUUCACUAGACAUCUGAUUUCUGAGUGGGUAACAGAUCUUUGGUACUCUCGCUUAACACCGGACAAAGAGGCUCCUGAAGAGUUGGUGCAACUAAUUAAUGGUGUACUUGGUGAAAUUUCAGGACGCAUGAGAAAUAUAAAUCUGAUAGAUUUUUUGAUAAGGGAUCUUGUUAAUCUCAUUUGCACUCAUUUGGAGUUGUUUCGUGCUGCUAUCUCCAAGAUUGAAAAACAGCACACAGGUUCAUUAACAAUUGAAAGUCGAGAUACAGAACUAAAAAUUGUGUUGGCUGCAGAAAACAAAUUGCAUCCUGCUUUAUUCUCUUCUGAAGCUGAGCACAAGGUUUUACAGCAUCUGAUGAGUGGUCUUAUGUCUGUCACUUUCAAGUCGGAGGAUUUGCAGUGUUCUUUCUUUCGAUAUACUGUCAGGGAGCUUCUUGCAUGUACUGUAAUGCGACCUGUUCUAAAUUUAGCCAAUCCAAGAUUUAUUAAUGAAAGAAUUGAGUCUGUGGUAAUUAAUAAGACCAAGAGUAACAAAGGGGUUGAUGCAGCUCAAGGGGUAUCCCACACUAAAGCAGAUGAGCCACAAACUUCAUCUGACCAUUUUUCCAAGUGUGUAGAUCCUUCCGUUACUGGUGUUGAGCUUACACAGCUAAAAAAUAGUCAAUCCAGAAAUGCAGAGACGUCUGCAGAAAGAAAUGCUUCUGAUAACCUUGCUAGGGAUCCAUUGCUUUCAAUUGAUACUCGAUCUUCCCGUUCAUGGAGCUCUCUACCUGGAAACUCUCAAAGUAAUGGUGACCAAGGUAUUCAACGAUAUCGCUCUGGAGGAGAGUGGGGAGAUAUUUUAGAUGUCGUCUCUCGUAGAAAGACCCAAACUCUUGCUCCAGAACAUUUUGAGAAUGUGUGGGCAAAGGGAAAAAAUUACAAGAAAAAGGAUGGAGAGAACCAAUCGAAUGAACGAGCCCCACAACAUCCCCCAAUAGGAAAAUUACCCAAUGUAAAUCAUAUUAAGGCAAUAUCUGGACCAAAAGAAAAAAAUACUAGAUUGAAGCUUAAUUCCUCUACGGACAAAAAUGCAACCUUUCAUACAGACAAAAAUGGAUCAACUCAUUCUUCAGUUACCUCGUAUAAAGAUGAUGAGCACAACCACAUCAAUAUGCAUACGAGUGAAUCAGAGAGCAAUACUUCUUACACUUCAGAAGAUGAUGAAACUAGUAAUGUUACAGGUCUUGAUUCCCCUGGAACUAAGGUUUGGGAUGGAAGAAGUAUCAGAAACCAGGCUGUUUCUUAUGUUCAUCACCCACUUGAAAGUUUUGAUAACCACAGUACAAAGAAAAGGAAUAAGAACCGUUCCCGCUACCCGAGAUCAUUCAGAAAUCAAUCUGGCAGUAAAAGGUCUAGAUCAAGCGAUCAGAAGACACAGAUGUGGCAGGAAGUUGAAAGAUCAAGUUUUUUAUCUGGUGAUGGUCAAGACAUACUCGGCUCUUCAAAAUCACUUGUGAAUUCUGACGAGUCCUCCGAUGAGGUCGAUUUUGAAAGUUUGGGUAGAAUUUAUAGUGGAGCAGCUGCCUCUUCUUCAUCCUCUAUAUCUAAACAAGAAUCUUGUAGUUUGGCUGUUAAUCCUCUGAUAAGUUCUUCUUCUGUAGAUUCCUUUUACAAGUUGAGAUGUGAGGUCUUGGGUGCAAACAUUGUGAAGAGUGGUUCAAGAACAUUUGCCGUUUACUCCAUAUCCGUUACAGAUGUAAAUAAUAACAGUUGGUCAAUUAAAAGAAGGUUUCGUCAUUUUGAAGAGCUGCAUCGGCGCCUGAAAGAGUUCCCUGAGUAUAAUCUUCAUUUGCCACCGAAACAUUUUCUGUCAACUGGUUUAGAUGUAGCAGUCAUUCAAGAGCGGUGUGAAUUGCUUGAUAAAUAUUUGAAGAAACUUAUGCAGCUACCUAAAGUUUCAGAAUCAAUUGAAUUAUGGGACUUUCUGAGUGUUGACUCUCAGACCUACAUAUUCUCAAAUUCUUUUUCUAUCAUGGAAACAUUACCAGUUGGCCUGGACUCUAAGUCACCUGAGAAGACUAAAAUCAGUUCCACUGUUUCUGCAUCUGGAAGUGACCCUUUUGCCUUUCAGAGGGAAAACUAUAGUUCUGAAAGUAAAGAGGCUGGUUUGCGAAGAAGAAAUAAUGCUGUUGAUAAUGGAUUGAGGCCAAAAUUAAAUAACACGCCUCUUUCUCUACCGACGAAAAAGAAUACGCAGGAAUCUAGACAGUCAUUUGACAAUUCUGGAAGCAAUGCAGAUAUUCUAGCACGGAAGAGUGCGCCUUCUCCCAAUAAUCCGCAGAAGUCAGUGAAAGGAAGAGAUAAGUCGGAUGAGGUCUCUGAUGUGAACCGUGAUACUGCUGACACUCUUCCAACAGAGUGGGUGCCACCAAAUUUAAGUGUACCCAUAUUGGAUCUCGUUGAUGUUAUCUUCCAGCUGCAAGACGGUGGAUGGAUUAGGAGGCAAGCUUUUUGGGUUGCAAAACAAGUCUUACAACUAGGGAUGGGCGAUGCCUUAGAUGAUUGGUUGUUAGAGAAAAUUCUGCUUCUCCGAAAGGGGUCAGUGAUUGCUUCAGGGGUCACACGAGUUGAGCAAAUUGGUAUUCGAGAGCUCCUUUCAGUAGUUGUUGGGAGAGGUUAACAGCAAGAUCCAUUGUAUCGACAAGAAUGGCACUAAAUUAGUGGAGUCAAUAGUGCUCUAGCAGCGUUGCAAGGAGGCCCCUGAUCACUACAUAAUAAGCUGUUAAGCGUUCUGGCUGUAGCAGCUGAAAUAGCGAUUGUUGCACUCCACUCCACUAUCUGAUUUUGGCAUUGGUAACAUUGAGCUAGAUUAGAUACAGUGGCGAGAACGCAUGAAAUCCAGAUACGUAGGAUUCUUGUAUUAUGAAGAAAAAUACUCCCCGAAGCUCUUCACUCCUUCCAGUUCCUCUUUCUUUUUUUUUAAAACCCUCUCCUCCCAAACAAAUUCUAAGUGUAGCAGUGCUUUCUAUAAUGAACACCUUUUUUUCUAUCAUCUGAUCCAAUUCUUAUAAUAUGUUUUGAAAAUGUCUUAAUCAUUUAAAUUUCUCUCACUUUGAUGAAAUUAUGUGUUUCAAUUUGUACUAUACAUUCCUGAUUAUCUUUGGAUGCAACAGUGCAGUUUUAAUUAGUAUGAUGGUCCAGAAUAUACUCCGGACAUUGCUUAGAUAUAGAUGUAGUGUACUUAUGAGGUAUUGUGACUGCAAUU